Mycena citricolor is the source of this 1535-nucleotide messenger RNA. NCBI's taxonomy places the organism in Eukaryota, Fungi, Basidiomycota, Agaricomycetes, Agaricales, Mycenaceae. The record is from the annotation of a GenBank genome assembly.
UUGUGUUUCUGUCUCUUCUCUCAUCUAACUCUUUCCCUCCCUCCACAUCCCUAUCCGCUCCAUCGCUUCUCUCACCGUCGAUGUCUCCUCGUGCUCUUCCCGUCGGUCACUUCCUCUUCACUUCAGAGUCUGUUGGGGAGGGUCACCCUGACAAGAUCUGUGACCAGGUCUCCGACGCGAUUCUCGAUGCCUGCUUAGCCGAGGACCCCAUGUCCAAGGUUGCUUGCGAGACUGCCUCUAAAACUGGAAUGAUCAUGGUCUUUGGCGAGAUCACGACCAAGGCCAAGCUCGACUACCAAAAGGUCAUCCGCGAGACCAUCCGGAAGAUUGGCUACGACGAUUCCGAGAAGGGCUUUGACUACAAGACCUGCAACAUCCUGGUCGCGAUUGAGCAGCAGUCCCCGGAUAUCGCUCAGGGUCUGGACCACGGCUCGCUCGAGAGCCUCGGUGCCGGUGACCAGGGAAUUAUGUUCGGAUACGCGACGGAUGAGACGGAGGAGUGCAUGCCCUUGACGAUCAUGCUCGCCCACAAGUUGAAUGCGGCCAUGUCGGUUGCUCGCCGUACCGGAGCCCUUCCUUGGUUGCGCCCUGACUCGAAGACCCAAGUCACCGUCGAGUACAAGAAGGAGGGUGGUGCCACCAUUCCCCUGCGCGUGGACACGGUCGUGAUCUCGACUCAGCAUGCUGAGGAGAUCACGACGGAAGAGUUGCGCAAAGAGCUCCUGGAGAAGAUCGUCAAGCAGGUCAUUCCCGCCAACCUCCUUGACGAGCACACCGUCUACCACAUGCAACCUUCUGGUCGCUUCGUGAUUGGCGGUCCUCAGGGUGAUGCUGGUCUGACUGGUCGUAAGAUCAUUGUCGACACAUACGGUGGAUGGGGUGCCCACGGUGGAGGUGCUUUCUCUGGCAAGGACUUCUCCAAGGUCGACCGUUCGGCUGCCUACACUGCCCGCUGGAUUGCCAAGUCCCUCGUUAAGGCUGGCCUCGCUCGCCGCGCCCUUGUUCAGCUCUCUUAUGCUAUCGGUGUCGCCGAGCCCUUGUCGAUCUACGUUGACACUUACGGAACCGGCAAAAAGUCGGACGAGGAACUCGUGACCAUCAUCCGCAACAACUUCGACCUGCGACCUGGUGUCAUCGUCCAGCAACUCGACUUGCAGAAGCCUCAGUACCUCCGGACCGCUUCGUACGGUCACUUCGGCAAUCCCGACUACACCUGGGAGAAGCCCAAGACCCUCAAGCUCUAAAGUGCUUCCCUCCACAUCAUUGGGUCCUGGCUCAGCUCAACCUCACUCUCAUUUCGUCUUUGCAUCGGAAGUUCAUCCUUCCUUGACCUGUCACAACAUCAUUCUGUGUUUUUAGAGCAAAAUAUCCUAAAAUGCCAGUCGUCUCGGGCAGGUUGUAGACUCGGGGAUCUGGCGGGCAGUAAAAAAAUGUUAUAAUCUGUAUAGUAGCAUAGCUAGUAUGUGCAUGAAUAAGCGCGCUCAACCGCGUAUUUCUGCUUCCACGUUUUCGUUUUCUCAGAAUGUUCGAGUUCA